Messenger RNA from Truncatella angustata, 4014 nucleotides. RefSeq lists its product as uncharacterized. The transcript has 9 exons. Lineage: Eukaryota; Fungi; Ascomycota; Sordariomycetes; Amphisphaeriales; Sporocadaceae. Gene Ontology annotation, molecular function: protein serine/threonine kinase activity; ATP binding. Gene Ontology annotation, biological process: peptidyl-serine phosphorylation; peptidyl-threonine phosphorylation. The record is from RefSeq and is a predicted model, not a curated record. The annotation marks the transcript as partial.
UUUUUACAGUCCCCAAACUCGCGCUCUCCAUUGGGAUGCACAAAGGACCAGUUGACCACGGUUCUUUCGUACCAUCAAGUAAUGCCAACCUUCUCCGACCUAAUAAUGGCUUUUAAGCCACGUUCAAGGCCUGUCACUCAUGCCAUAUUCAGACAUGAAAGCUAUCUGCAGCAAGACAGCCCCCAGUUCGCUCUUCCUGAAUAUGGAAGAAGUGGUGUGCAAAUCCAAAUCGCCUUCAAUCUGUUAUCUGUGGAACGAACGGACGUACCUAAUGAGCGAAACCAGUGGCCGCUCCGCCAAGCGGCAGUGUAUCACUCCUUUGAUGUUGUCGACGGUCAAACAAUAUUUAUGGUACUCAAAGCAGACACCAACAUACUAAAACGAAUGGCUCAAGAGGCCUUGAGGAACCGCGAUAUGCAUCCGACCGCACUGCAUGUUCCAGAGAAGUCAUUCACUGCGACACUACUAACGCAUCUCAUCAUGGUAGAAUGGUGCACUGAGAAUUGGUCCGAAUACAUUGACGACUUCGAGCAGAAGGUAAGAGAGAAAUCGCUUGAAGGGAAAAUGGCUCCCAUCUCGGCUGCCACUAGUCCUAUGGCAAUUGAGACGAACAUAUCACGGAGGAGUAUAGCAACAUCUCCAGUGGCUUCACGUAUGAGUACAUUCGCAACAAGGAGUAACACCUGGAGUCGAGACUCUGCGACAGGUACAAAACAACCACCUCCGCAGUUGACCGCCACUAUACCAGAGACAGAGGGAGCAGUGUUUGACUCACAGGCUGCAAGCCCGGCCACACCUAUCGCUCCCAUAAGACGACGAACUUCAAGUCUUCGCCAAUCUGUCGCCGAUCUUUUUUCUAAGGUCUCAACUCAGCGAAGCAAAAGCUCUGAAAAUGUUGACAUUGAAAUGGCCCCUCGAGGAAGUCAAGAGAACAACUGGCUUGGCUUCGACCUUGACGAAAGUCUGUCAUUCGAAGAGUUCCAAAGAAUGAACCGCUGGAGUGAGGAGCUCGAGCAAUCAUCAACCGCCAUUGAACAGAAUAAGGGUGUUCUCAGAGAGCUUGGGGACCACUAUCGUGAAGUUCAGGAAUCUCACGGUUUCACUCAGAACAUCAAGACACAGGACGUCUCAAGCAGCUUAGCAAGGUUUUUGACGAAAAUCAAUGGGGCUAUACGAGAUCUCAAUGUCAAUCAAGAUCGAUUGCGAGCCGUUGCGCGCAUGCUAGAUAAUGACAAGGCCCUGUACGGCGCGGCUUUGCAAUACCAAAGCGCCAAAGUAUCCGAGCACUUCGCAUACACGGCAAGAGAAUCUGCAGACAGAAUGGAGGAUUGGACGAUACAAAUGCACGAGGUCGCGAUCAAGACCGAACAUGAGACAGUUUCAAUGCACGUCAUCACAAUAUUCACGCUCAUUUUCCUUCCAGGAACCUUUGUUGCAACCUUCUUUAGCAGCGGGGCCAUCCAGUGGGAUGACGAUGGAACGCUUGGCACCGACUAUAUAGCCCGCCCGGGCGGCAUGAAGCUUUUCUUUGUCACCAUGUUGCCCUUGACAAUUGUGAUUAUGGUCAUCUGGGCGUUGAUCUACUGGUUCGCACGACGACAAAGGAAAGCUAGAAAAGACGAUAUAUUGCCUAGGGCAAAACAAAAUGAGAUGCCAUUGGCUUGGCCAUCGGCAAUGUGCAGGCAGGCUCAAGCGCGUUCGCCGCGGACGCGCCCUAUCAGGAUGGCGGAAGACACGAAUCACCAACCCAGCCACGACUUUCAUAAUUGGGUGAGAGACACACGAGUGAACUACGAAGGUCGGGAUCUUCUUGAAAACACACUACAAUAUAUUCCGCUUCACGAGCUGGAAGACUACUGGGGCGCAGGGAAGAUUGUAGCUAUCUUGCGAUCAUACGAUAAGCCGCUGCCCUUCGAUUUCAAAAGUAUUCAGUCGGAUUACCUGCGGAUAUUCUCCACCUUAGUCUAUACAGGGACCACAAGACAGCUCCUAGGCUUGGUCUUGAGCUUCAAUCUGGACGAUACCCAAUGGCCCCGAGUUGAUCAUCCCAACAAUUGGCCGCGAUACGACGAUUGCUCCCGUGCUUUCGAGGCCGUCAAGAAGGCGCAAUGGACCUUCUUCCCGUACCACUUCAGGGCCAGCCGGCUGAAUGAUAGUCAAAUUGACCCAAACUGCAUCCUCCCCAUCAGUUAUCUGGAGACUAUCACUCAAGAAAAUAGUUCUGCUAUUCAUAAGAUCAAGAUACUUGAUACAUACAAUGACUUGGUCCCUUCAUUCAAGGAGCGAUAUUUUGCUCUCAAGGACUACGAUCUCAAACAAUCUGGCAACCGCUACUCCACUGAGAUGGAGGCCUUGAACAUGCUUCGCAUGAGCCCAUCGGAGAAUUUGGUCACUUUCUACGGUUCCUUCAGAAAAGACGGCCACGGAUUUCUCAUACUGGAGUAUGCCGAUGCGGGGGACCUGUCGGAUUUCUUCACCGAAAACUUCCCGCCAUCCAGUGCUAUGGAUAUAAGCUUCUUCUGGGCGAGCUUGCUGAAAGCUUUGUCGGGGCUCGAUAGGAUACACCAAUUGAUGAGUGUUGAUAGCAACAUGAAGAGCAUCAUACAAGGCAUCCAUCAAGACAUUAGACCGGCGAAUAUUCUUCUGUUCAAGGGUGCGUCCAGCUCGCCUUACGAUUUCUCGCCAAAAAUUGCAGACUUUGGCUUAUUCAGCCAUGCAAGGAAGACACGUAGCAACAGCAGUGAAGCCAAAGGCAACAACAAGUACGGCAACCAGAUUUUCGUUGGUGCCAUUCGCCGACGCAAAGCCAAAGGCUUGAGUCUCAUCACUCCAGGCGCCGAUAUAUUCUCCUUUGGCGCAGUAUUAAGCACAGCUGCUGCUUGGGUCAUCGGUGGCGCUUCACUUCAACACCAAUAUUUUGAAAAGCGAAAGAGCGCUCAUACCAAACUAAAGGAAUUUGCCGGGACUGAUUAUGAAGGAUGCUUUCAUGCAGGGUUGCAACAAUUCUCGGCUGUAAGGCAAAUGCAUGAUGAACUUAAGUCUCACUGCCACAUGCAUCGAGACCUGCUUACACCACAAAUUCUGGACAUUGUCGAAUGUCAUAUGCUACAGCCAGAGUCUUCAGGGCGCAAGCAAGCCAGUGUCCUGAUAGAUUUGUUCUCAAAUGUUGCAUCGAAUGAGCCAACCAGCCCAGUUACCACUAUAUCGAUACGACGCAGAUCGGCCCUGAUAAGCACUUUUACCGACGACGGUGCCAGCACACCGACAAGCAUCGAAAGCAUGAAACGAAUCAACACUUUCUUUGACGGAAAAGUUCUUGAUUCCACCGUUAAGGAUCUUGUCGACAAGAUUACAAGCAAUUUGCGCGAUCGAGAUCAAUUCUUCUUUAUCGACGACUCCACCAGUAUGCAAGCCUACAGUAGCAUAGUUCUCGAGGGCUUCCAAGCUCUCUCUUCCAUCGCCAAGCGCCUAGAUCCUAAUCGAGUUGAGCUCGCAUUCGCAUCAAGUGCGAAAUUUGUUUAUCGCGCCCGUGACACGAAGAAGCUGGUCAAAUUACUCAAGAAACACGAGUUUCGCCAUGAUCCCACAAUGAUGGAAAAGAGCCUUUCCGAGCUCAUUGAGCAUCAGAUCAUCAAGAAACUUCCCGUUCGGAAAAUGGGGUUUAACAUUAACCUCAUUUCCCGCAAGCGCGUCAGCGUUUACAUCUUCACUGACGGGAAUUGGGGCAACGAUCCAAAUGGCGCGUGCAGAGUCGAGCGCCCGGUCAAAGAUCUCAUCGACGAAGUCCAGCGUCGAAAACUCAGCCGACACCAAGUCACCCUGCAUUUCGUGCGCUUUGGUGACAGCGCACAGGGUAGCCGACAUCUGGAUUUCUUGGAUCGAUUUGGAGAGGAGUUUGAUUGCGAUAUUGUUGAUGUAAAGCACAUUUCAAGUGAUGUUGUCUCGAUUUUCAAGGGACCACUUUCGCACCAGAAUGACAGGCUAGAGGAGGUGAAUUUAAAAUGGAGGAAAUGA